This is a messenger RNA of Arabidopsis thaliana (thale cress), 1474 nucleotides long. RefSeq names its product phosphopantothenate-cysteine ligase-like protein. The transcript is spliced from 7 exons. Gene Ontology annotation, molecular function: phosphopantothenate--cysteine ligase activity. The record is from RefSeq and is marked reviewed. NCBI's taxonomy places the organism in Eukaryota, Viridiplantae, Streptophyta, Magnoliopsida, Brassicales, Brassicaceae. The coding region runs from base 611 to 1261 and encodes 216 amino acids. Gene Ontology annotation, biological process: coenzyme A biosynthetic process.
UCACACUCCUCUGAAGCAAGCUUCGUCAAUCUGAAUCACUUUCUCUGGAUUUGGAAAAGUUAUGGAAGAUGAAAUUAGUUCGUUUUUCGAAUCAUCCCCACCUCAGAAGAACAUGGAGGAGAUUCUAGAGAAUCUUAAUGAGUUCAUCAAACUGAAUUCAUCGUCACAAGGGGGAAGGAGGAUUGUAUGUGUGACUUCAGGGGGAACAACGGUUCCAUUGGAGCAACGAUGUGUUAGGUAUAUCGAUAAUUUCAGCUCCGGAAACAGAGGUGCUGCUUCUACUGAGAAUUUCGUCAAGGCUGGAUAUGCUGUGAUAUUUCUGUAUAGGAGGUAACGUUGGCCUUGUCAUGUGUUUCUCAAUUGUGUGUAGUUGAAAGAUAAGUGAGAUUUUUGUUUUUGUUGGUAAUGGUUAUGGUGGUUUUUAAUAUCGGUUUAUUAUGUGAAUCUUUAGGGGAACUUGCCAACCGUAUUGUCGAUCUCUUCCCGAUGAUCCAUUCCUUGAAUGUUUUGAGUUUUCUGAUAAGACUAACAUUCAAGGUUUUUUCUUAGAACAUCUCUUUCUCAAUCUAUAUAGAUAGAUUCAUGUUUAUUCAAAUGUAGUUCAUGGUUUAUGGAUAUUAAGUGUGUGUUUCUGCUCUCUAUGGUUGCAAAUUAUGUGUCUUUAUACAUCACUUUGUUGGUUUUCAGUUCAUACUCACAUUUGGAAGCUGUGAAAAUGGCUGUUAUGGAUCAGCAAACUGCAGUAGCAGAAGGCAGCUUACUAAAACUCCCAUUCUCAACCAUAUAUGAGUAUCUUCAGAUGUUGCGGUUGAUUGCAGAGGCAUUGAAAGAUGUUGGUCCAUGUUCAAUGUUUUAUCUUGCUGCUGCUGUAUCUGACUUCUAUGUGCCAUGGAAGAGCAUGACAGAGCACAAAAUAGAAUCAGGAUCUGGUCCUUUAGACAUAAGACUAGCUCAAGUCCCUAAAAUGCUAUCAGUCUUGAGAUCAAAUUGGGCUCCAAAGGCCUUCUGCAUAUCAUUCAAGCUUGAGACAGACUCAAAGAUUCUGAUGGAGAAGGCUACAAAGGCUCUAAGAAAAUACAAAGUGCACGCAGUUGUAGCCAAUGAGCUAUCAACCCGUAAGGAAGAAGUUGUGGUUGUUUCAAGCAGCGGUAAUGUUGUGGUUAGACGCGAAUGCGAUAAGCCUGAAUCUUUUGUUGAAGAUAAUCUCAUUCGUCUCAUCGUAGAUCGACAUUCAACAUACAUCAAAGAAUCUCACAACUGAUUGCUCAAGUGUGCUUCUAAAGGCAAAGAAAAGUUUAAAUCUUUCCUCCACAUAAAAUAGAAUCAUAGAGCAUCUUGUUAUGUGUAUGAGUGAUGAUUAAGUUUAACCAUAAUUUAAACAAUAUUUCAGAUUUGUUGUUAGAUCUUUUAGAAUUUAACACAUUUUGAAAUGUUUGAAUUUAUAAAUAGGUAAAUCACCCAAAACUUCACGAAU